AUGGUGGCUGACACAACACCUGCGGUCAUCAUCGAGCCUGGAACGGGCUCCAACCUCCGCGAUGUUCACGAUGCUGUCGGACGUGAUUUGCUGGCUGGUAACCGGUGUCUUUGUGUGCCGAACGCUGCCCCACCUAAUGCGGUCUUUGAGUCCUUUCCGUCGGCCAGCAAGGGUGGCUUUGAUAUCAAUACGAAUAGACCGAUGCAGAGCAAUGCGGGAUGUGACGACGGCGCCCGUGCAAGCAGGUCGUUGUAUUAUCUUCCACGAAUCGACACGCAUGCAAUUGGAAUCUCGGCAAUCAAAGAUCCGGUCAGGAGUGCGGCAUUCAUCCUGGGUGGGGAGCUGGGUCCACUGCCCACCCCUCUCGGGGUCGCCCGACGGCCAGCUAGGCUCACCAAGGCUAUACAAGAGCGUGCGACAUCGCGCCAUGCAGCAUUCCUCUUGCGUCUUGACACUUUCUCACUCGAGCUUCGACUGUCACUCUCGAUUCUUUGUCUCUCGAACACAGCACAGACUCCCCGACUGGAACGUCCCUGCACGGAACCCGAAAAGCGCACCCCUCAAUCACCCCACACGACCUCCCACACUUCCAUCAACAUGGCUCCCAUGGCAGUCCAGCAGCAGGCGCAGCCCGCGCCCGCCGAGCAGCCCAAGAAGGAGUUCAAGCAGUCCACGGCCAACCUGCCCAAGGAGGCGAUCAAUCGCACCUUUCGCGGCGACAAGGAGGGCAAAAUCAAGCUGGAAGUCCUUCCCGACUUCGUCAUGAAGAACGACGAAGAGUCUCUUCUUCUGAACCGUGAAUGGGUUAAGGAGCACCUCGUUAUCGCUUUCCGUUACUGGGGAGCGCUGGGUUUCGGUGAGGGGGUUGCAGGCCACAUUACAGUGAAGGAUCCUAUUUUGCGCGACGUGAGUAAUGAGAAAACGGCUCGUGAAGAAGAGGAAGGGUGGAAGAAGUCAACAGUGGCACGAAAAUGCGUAAAUUCGAUGGCUGCUGAAAAGGGAGGAGAUGGAGGAGCAUUUUGGACGCUAGCGAGGUUGAGGUGGCGCCCAGAACUGGGGGCGAGGGAAAGUGACGUGCCCAGGCGCCCUUGGCGGUUCGAUGAAGUGGAAUGGAGGUGGGAGCCUCACUACUGGAUGAACCCGUUCCAGAAGCACUUCAAGCUCAUGAAGAAGAGUGACCUCGUCCUCGUGACUCCCGAGGGUUACGUCCACCCAACUCUUGGUGCCCAGAAGCCGAUCAACGCCGCCGGCUUCUAUAUCCACUCGUCGAUUCACAAGGCUCGCCCCGAAGUCGAGGCUAUCGGCCACUGCCACUCUACCUUCGGCAAGGCCUGGAGCGCUUUCGGCCGCCCUGUCGAUAUCACGAACCAGGACUCGUGCAUCUUCUACGAGAACCAGGCCGUUUACAAGAGCUUCGGUGGAGUCGUGCUCGCGGCAGAGGAGGGCGCCAACAUCGCCGCGGCCCUGGGACCCAAGAACCGCUGCGCGAUUCUGCAGAACCACGGCCUGCUCACUAUUGGCUCGACCGUCGACGAGGUCGCGUACACGUUCUCUCUGCUCGAGAAGCAGUGCCAGAUCCAGCUCGCCAUUGAGGCCGCCGAGGCCAACGGCAUCAAGAAGGUCAUCAUUGACGACGACGAUGCCGCGUUCACUGCCUCCACUAUCCAGAACCCCGGCGCGCUCUACUUCUCCUUCCAGGGUGAGGCUGAAGUUAUCCAGACCCGCGAGCCUGAGCUCUACGAGUAA
Trichosporon asahii var. asahii CBS 2479 is the source of this 1746-nucleotide messenger RNA. RefSeq lists its product as uncharacterized. The coding region runs from base 1 to 1746 and encodes 581 amino acids. The record is from RefSeq and is a predicted model, not a curated record. NCBI's taxonomy places the organism in Eukaryota, Fungi, Basidiomycota, Tremellomycetes, Trichosporonales, Trichosporonaceae. Gene Ontology annotation, cellular component: cytoskeleton. Gene Ontology annotation, molecular function: actin filament binding. The transcript is spliced from 3 exons.